GUACCCAGUAAUCCCUAGCAAUGUAGAUUGAAAAUUACUUCUUUAUGUAUUAAUAUUAUUGUUUCUGAAACAAUUAUAUUCAUCUUGUGGUAUAUGUAUUUACAUAUGUCAAAUGACCUAAGGACUAUAACAUUGGAUGAAUAUCCAUCUCUCUUAGGUGAUCGAUUGAACUUUAAUGUAUAUUAAAUCUUUAUCAUUCGUAGUCUAUAGGAUCCUAACCUAUUGAAAAAGGUGAAUGAAGGAUGAAAGUUAAAUUGAAUUUAUUCGUUUAUUUCAUAAAUAAAUAUUUCAAUUACAAUAGUGUGAAAUAUUAUUCGCAAUCGAAAACUCUGUUUGAUAAGACGGAGAUUAAUUUUAAAAAUUGGGAGGAAGAGCUAGAGAGAACGAUGCAAGUUCUCCCAAAUUUUAUCACAGUUGAAGAAGAAAAGUCAUUAAUGGAAGAAAUUGAUCCUUAUGUGAGGAGACUAAAAUAUGAACAGUCGCAUUGGGAUGAUGCAAUACAUAAUUAUAGAGAAACGGAAAAAGGCAAAUGGAACAAUGAUAAUACAAAGAUAAUAAAUAGAAUUCGAGAGAAAGCAUUUUCUAAAGAUAUAUCUCAGAUUUCACUGAUACAUAUUUUAGACUUAGCACCAGAAGGAUGGAUAAAGCCACAUGUUGAUAGCAUUAGAUUCUGUGGAGAGAUUAUUACUGGUUUAAGUUUAUUAACUGAUAGCGUAAUGAGACUAAAAAUGGUUGAUAAUGUAACUUUAUAUAAAGAUUUUCUAUUGCCAAGAAGAUCUCUAUAUAUAAUGAGUGGUGCAGCUAGAUACAAUUAUAAUCAUGAAAUUCUAAAAAAUGAAGAAUCUUUUUUUAAAGGACAACAUAUACUAAAAGGCAGACGUAUUUCAGUAAUAUGUAGGUGUCAACCACAACGUGAUGCUUAGUACCAUACAGUUGUACAUAACUGUUUCGGAAAGUUAUAUUGUACAUAUAUAAAAUAUAUUAUUUAAUACAUUAUAAAUAAAAAUGA
Molecule: messenger RNA, 1009 nt
Organism: Bombus huntii
Lineage: Eukaryota; Metazoa; Arthropoda; Insecta; Hymenoptera; Apidae
Product: alpha-ketoglutarate-dependent dioxygenase alkB homolog 7, mitochondrial
Exons: 4
Coding region: 243-923 (226 amino acids)
Biological process (GO): DNA damage response; fatty acid metabolic process
Cellular component (GO): mitochondrial matrix
Source: RefSeq, a predicted model, not a curated record